CCCCAGAACGAGUAUAUCGAGAGGUGGCGCAAGCAGCAUGGUGUGCGCUUGGAUCAUGAGGAGCGCGCGCGCAAGAAGGCCGCCCGUGAGGAGGGUCACGGCAAGUCGGCCAAGGCACAGAACUUGCGGGGUCUGAAGGCCAAGCUGUUCGCCCAGGAGCGCCGCAAGGAGAAGAUUCGCAUGAAGAAGGCCAUCAAGCAGCACGAAGAGCGCAACAUCAAGGGUGCCGCAGCCGACAAGGACCCCUCGAACCCUGUUCCGGCCUAUCUCCUCGAUCGCAACACCCCCAACACAUCCAAGGCGCUAUCGUCUUCCAUAAAGCAGGCGCGUGCAGAAAAGGCCGCCAAGUUCUCGGUGCCAAUCCCGAAGGUGCGUGGUAUCAGUGAAGAGGAGCUCUUCAAGGUGGUGCAUACAGGAAAGUCCAAGAGGAAAUCGUGGAAGCGUAUGGUCACAAAGCCCACGUUUGUGGGUCAGAACUUUACAAGGAGGAAUCCAAAGUACGAGCGCUUCAUCAGGCCAAUGGGUCUGCGUUACAAGAAGGCUCAUGUCACACACCCUGAGCUCAACGUCACCGUCCAUCUUCCUAUCCUUGGAGGAACCGUGAUCGAGGUCAACGUAUCAGAACUUGGUAUCAUGGCUGGAAACAAGGUCGCUUGGGGAAGAUAUGCCCAGGUUACCAACUCGCCAAUCGGGCCUGACAAUUUUCACAGGGAAAAUGAUGGUUGCGUCAACGCGGUUCUUCUUGUUUGA
This is a messenger RNA of Pyricularia pennisetigena, 750 nucleotides long. RefSeq lists its product as uncharacterized. NCBI's taxonomy places the organism in Eukaryota, Fungi, Ascomycota, Sordariomycetes, Magnaporthales, Pyriculariaceae. The transcript is spliced from 7 exons. Gene Ontology annotation, biological process: maturation of LSU-rRNA; maturation of 5.8S rRNA. Gene Ontology annotation, cellular component: preribosome, large subunit precursor; nucleolus. The record is from RefSeq and is a predicted model, not a curated record. The annotation marks the transcript as partial.